Heterocephalus glaber (naked mole-rat) is the source of this 2824-nucleotide messenger RNA. The record is from RefSeq and is a predicted model, not a curated record. Lineage: Eukaryota; Metazoa; Chordata; Mammalia; Rodentia; Bathyergidae.
CUAGCCCGGGCGCCGCGGGGCGGGCGGGGACGGCGGAAACCGGAGUCGGGGGCCCCGGAGGAGCCGAAGCUCCAGGCCGUGAGGACAGCGGCGAGCCUCGCCUACUUGGUGGACAGGAUCCCCCAGUGACCUGUUGAUCCACUUGUAAACCACUGAACGCGGGACUUGGAUUUUUAAACGUCGGCCAGGGAGUUUCUUCACCGUCACCCUCUGACCCCUUCCUCCUCUUCCCCUGCUGAUUCCCCCGCCCGCCCUACGCUCUUGGAGCAGCGUUGUGGGGGCACCGCGGUUCCGCUUCAACUUUGAGUCUGAGAGCCUGGGCUGCUAGCUCAGUCUGGUGCAAAAACUGGCCCAGGUGAAGGAUCCCAAGCAGAAGAGCAGAUAUGUGAAACUCUUGCAAAGGGGCCUGGGGAGAGCUCAGCAGCUGAAAGCAGCCCGGAAUUCCCCCUAGUAAGCAGACGCCCACGUAUUUAAAUGGGGAGGGGUGAAUACGUACAGCUGAGGAUUGAUUUACAGGCUUUAGAAAAUUUGCGUGUUUACCUGUGUGAGAAACUCAUAGCUGAGAGACAUUUUGAUCAUCUACGUGCAAAAAAAAUACUCAGUAGAGAAGACACUGAAGAAAUUUCUUGCCGAACAUCAAGUAGAAAAAGGGCUGGAAAAUUGUUAGACUACUUACAAGAAAACCCUAAAGGACUAGACACCCUCGUUGAAUCUAUUAGGCGAGAAAAAACACAGAACUUCCUAAUACAGAAGAUUACAGAUGAAGUGCUGAAACUUAGAAAUAUAAAACUAGAGUAUCUGAAAGGACUGAAAUGUAGCAGCUGUGAGCCUUUCCCAGAUGGAGCCACAAACAACCUUUCCAGAUCUAAUUCGAACGAGAGCAAUUUCUCUGAAAAACUGAGAGCAUCCACAGUCAUGUACCACCCAGAAGGAGAGUCCAGUACGGCUCCCUUUUUUUCUCCUGUUUCUUCUCUGAAUUUGCCUGUCUUGGAAGUAGGCAGAACUGAGAAUACUGUCUUCUCCUCGAGCUCGCUCCCGAGACCUGGGGACCCUGGGGCUCCUCCUUUGCCACCAGAGCUGCAGUUAGAAGAAGCAGGAACUUGUGGGAGCUCGAGUGAGAUGUUUCUUCCCUUAAGAUCACGUGCUCUUUCACCGCAGUGACACUUAAAUUGUCUUUGAAUUUUUUCAUAGUGACAAAAAAUGUUUUAAAUGAUAUGAAUCUUUUUAUAAAACCACUAUAAUGAUUUACUUACAUUUGAUAUGUCUUUUAAAAAACUGUAAGCAUACUUUGUAAAUAGAAUAUUUUAGAUUAAAAGAAACAUACUUUUAGGAUAGCUAAAUGUGAAUCAUGUUGGUCUUGUAUUUUUCAGUAUUUUCUUUUUUGUGAGUUUUUCCUUCUCGGUGUUUUAGUACUUUCAAGUUUUUAUGUUAUAACAUUAAUUUUAAUCGGGAUCAUUUCUCUGUUUGGGAAUAAACUUUUAGGCAGGAAGUAAUGUUUCUCAGAGCUUUGGUACUAAAAAUGUUCAGAGUCUAACAGUCUUUUCCAACCAUUUAGCAGUAAAUUUUCAGCAUUAAGCUGUUCCUAUUUGGUAAUAAAGCCAGCCAUAAAUGGGAAAACUGACUGUAUACUGAAAAGAAUCUCUUUCCCACUCAGUUGGUUUUACCAGUCACUUUCUGAUUCUGGAGGAACAUAUGAUGGAGUUUGAGCCCCCUAAGAUCUUUUUACCAAAAUUCAUUCCGUAUUAACCUUACUAAUUGAUACUAGUUUCUCUGGAUUUUUCAGUCUUUAUCAUUUUCAUUCCUAAAGAAAAAUAUCACAGUGGAAGCCUCAAGUAUUACAUGUAAUUUGAUGAGAUUUUUAAAAAGACUUUUCUCUGUACUUUUCAUUGUCUUUUAAUGAGUUUUACUGUACAGUUAAAAUAACUAGAUCUGGAGUGUAUGUGUGUCAUUUUUGCUUUUUAAUACUAUUCUAAUCGAGCAGACUAUUAGCUAGAUUUAUCCUUUUGUUGUAUAACGAAAUUUGACUAAUUUUACACAUUUUUAAAUCUUAUACUCUCAUUGUUCUCAUUUAAAUUAUAACUCAACCUGUUUCCUGAGAUCCAUCUCCUAACAUUUCUAUUACUAAAAAAACUUAUAACUCCAAGUUUUCUAUUAACAAUAAAAGUUUGUUAAUAUAGUGCUAUGUUUUAGAGCUUCAGAUUUUUCAAUUGGAAAUGUCUAAAACACUUUUUAAAAUAUAUGACAGUUUUUUAUAGAAAACAUUCCUUCAAAGUGUGAGAAAGCCAGGCAUGAUAACACACCCAUAAUCUCAGCAUGCUGGGAGGCAGAGGCAGGAGAGUCACAAGUGUGAGCCCAGCCUCGGCAACUUAACAACUUAGCAAGACCUUGUCUCAAAAAAUUUAAAAAAGGGCUGGGAAUUUAGCUCAGUGUGAAGGGCCUUGGUUCAGUCCCCAAUACUGUAAGUAAAAGUUGUAAGACAUUUCUGCAUAGACUGAUGAAUUUGUCAAUCAUGAAAAUUGACACAUUGGCUUUAAAAAGAUUUUUAAAGACUAGAUAAUAUUUGUUGUAUAAACAUUUUCAAAAAAUUACGGAGAAAGAUGUUUCACCUCCAGCACAUACCAUAGGGGGAUCGUGGCUCUGUAUUUAAAGAAAUCGCUUUAAAGGAGUAGACUUAAUUUUGUUAAUUAAAAUUUGAUGUGUAGAUACCUCUUGUAAAAUUUUAAAUAGGAUUUACUCAGAAUCAAAGAUCAUAACAUAUAUUAAUGGCAUUUACAAGUGAGUCAACACUACAUAACUAGACAAUAAAAUUAAAGUUUUAAUACAA